AUGGCUGGCAGUAUCUCGCAAGGUGAGGCGCUGCUAAAGCGUCCAUUAUACGUGUAUUCUCUCCCUACCGAGCUGCUGGACUCUUUGACCACCAAGACGACAAACACCCACACAGCCUUGUCAACGGAGUCAAGCCAGUUUAGAUACGGAGCAGGAGAUAGCGAGGACAGUACCAGCUCUCCGGGCUCCAAGUCCUGUGCUCUCUGCCAGGUCGUACUUCAGGAUGUUAGAGAACAACGCGAUCAUGUCAAGUCAGAUCACCACCGGUACAAUGUCAAGGCGAAGCUAAGAGGAACGGCUACACUUAACGAAUCAGAGUUUAAUAAGGCUAUUGGAGAUUUGGAUGAAUCUAUUUCUGGCUCGGAAUCUGAAUCCGACGAUGAGGAAGAGAGCGGGGAGCAGACACCCGAUACCACCCUCACUGCUCUAUUGAAAAGACAGGCAAAGAUAAAUCCAUCAGCUUCGUUGGAGGAUGCAGGUUCAAGUAAAAGGGGUCGUGGGGCCAAAGAGCCGUUGAUAUGGUUUACAAGUACUCUGCUCGACCCAAAUACCUCGCUAGGGGUUUAUCGAGCCCUGUUCACGAACGAGGAACAAACUGAGCCGAACUACUUGAUCGACUCUCUAAAGGCCAAACAGAAGAAGCCCCAUGUUAUUCAAUGGAUAAAAGAUGCCUCAGAGACAGCUUCGAAUACGUCCACGGCCACAAAUGAUCCAAAUCCCGAACAUAUCUUCCUCUGCAUGAUAGGUGGAGGUCAUUUUGCGGCCAUGAUUGUAGCCCUUGCGCCCGAAGUUCAGAAACGAUCUGGGAUCGAGGAGAGACAGGCAAGAGUAAUUGCCCAUAAAACCUUCCACCGGUAUACCACGAGACGAAAACAAGGAGGUGGCCAGGCUGCUCAUGAUGCAGCAGGAGGAGCUGCGCACUCCGCCGGUGCUACUUUGCGACGGUAUAACGAGGCUGCCUUGGAAAGCGAAAUCAGACAGCUAUUAAAAAGCUGGAAGGACAUGAUUGAUGAUUCAUCCCUGUUGUUUAUUCGUGCUGCGGGAUCGACUAACCGCAGAAUAUUAUUUGGACCGUACGAAGGACAGGUUUUAAAGCAUUCGGACCCCAGAAUACGGGUGUUCCCAUUUAGCACACGCCGAGCUACCCAGGCAGAGUUGAUGAGAGCAUUCACUGAACUCACUCGGGUCAAGGUUAGCCAUAUUGAUGAGGCUGCUCUUGCAGCCGAAGAAGCAAAACGAGAGACAAUCUCAAAAUCUCCGAAACCUACCCCUCAACCCCAGAAACCAAAAUUUUCCAAAGAAGACGAAGCCGCAUCGCUACAUACGUCUCAGAUACAAGCGCUCAUCCGUCGCUCAAAGGUCCCUGCACUUCUCUCGUAUCUCUCCGGUAAUUCGAUACCACAGAAUUUUCGCUUCUAUCCGCCUAACUCAUCGCAGAACUACCACUCAUCAACACCCCUCCAUCUUGCUGCAAGUUCCAAUUCGCCAGCAAUUGUCAGUGCACUGCUGAUAAAGGCCAGAGUGGACCCAGCCCAGCUAAAUGAUGAUGGGAAACCACCAUUCGAUCUUGCUGGGAAUCGUGUAACACGGGACGCUUUUAGGGUUGCCCGACACGAGCUUGGAGAAGAUACCUGGGAUUGGGAAGCCGCCCACGUACCUUCUGCAAUAUCAAAGAGAGAAAGUGAGAGCCGAGAAGAAGCUGAGAGGAAGACUGCCCGGGAAGCCGAGGAUAAGAGGCGAACAGAGGAGAUUGAGCGUCUUAGAAAGGAGGAAACCCCUUCAAUUGGAGGGAAGAACCGUGCUUCCCGCCAAACAAUUGCCGCAAUACAGCAGAAAACCGGCGCAGAGAAACGAGAAGAAGAGUCUAGAGGAAUGACGCCUGAGAUGAGAAUGAAACUGGAACGCGAACGACGUGCAAGAGCAGCUGAAGAGAGAUUUCGGAAAAUGCAAAGUGGCUCAUCGGCUUAA
This is a messenger RNA of Microsporum canis CBS 113480, 1968 nucleotides long. Its product is annotated as ankyrin repeat and zinc finger domain-containing protein 1. The record is from RefSeq and is a predicted model, not a curated record. Gene Ontology annotation, molecular function: protein binding. The coding region runs from base 1 to 1968 and encodes 655 amino acids. NCBI's taxonomy places the organism in Eukaryota, Fungi, Ascomycota, Eurotiomycetes, Onygenales, Arthrodermataceae. The transcript has 2 exons.